CUCGUGUCCCAGAGCUGUCCUCGGAGCCCCACGUCUGGGGCCUCACUUCUUAGCUUCUCAGUGCCCAGCCGGCCACCUCCAGUCCAGCUGGACGGAUCUGACUCCCCUUAGUGAUGUUCCUCCCGCUCAGACAUGCCCGUGGACCUACAUUUCCUCCAAACUUACAGCUCAUGUUUGCGGUGCUCUGGGCAGAGGAGGACCUGAGCACCUCCCUGCAGCUGACCUGUGAUUCUCAAGCCAGCCCUGUCCUUGACAUCUCUGGCCAGAAUCGGGUGUUCAGCCAAGAGCUGCAGCCCUCAGGCCGGCAGAGCCUCCCCACCGUCCUCGGCCGCUGCCUUAGCCAAGAUCAGGAGCCACUGGAGGACGUGCCCAGCACCUGGUCCAGGGCCCAGCCCACUGUAGGUGCUCAGCAAAACAUACUGAGUGAAUGGAUGAACGACAGCGUGUGAGUGAGGGCUCACACUUGCCGACCGGGACUUCGUCACCCCGCCAGCCCCCCCGUGUUGGCAAACGCCCCCCUGGCCCAGGCCGCCUCCGUUUGAGGAUUGAGGGCCCACGCUGCGCCAGGCCCUGCACCCGCAUGUCCACAGGUGACCGCACUGCUCCCCAAGCCUCACUGCACGGCACGCUCGAUCAGGGGCCUCUCAGUCCCUCCUAGUCUUUACUCUGAAUAAUCUUUAACCUGUAGGAAAGUGACUGUAAGACAUUCACCAGUUGUUGAUAUUUCCUAUGUCUUUCUAUUCAAUUUACACGUUUUAUACACUUGAACCUUCACACACACACACACACACACACACACACACACACACACGCUGUUCCUGUGUCGCUGAGCUUUGAGACAGAGAUGUUUCUGGAUGACCUCGUUAUCCUCAGCACUUCAGAGAAUGUCCCCUCUCACACGGAUGUUUUCUUACGCGACACAGUGUAAGUACCAACUUCAGGACACGUGACACGCGAUGUAACGCUAUUGUGUAGGUCACGGUGAAAUUGCACCCUCACCCCAGUGGUGUUCUUUCCAGCUGUUCUGCUUGCCUUGAGCCCAGGGUGCAAUCCAGAAUCACCCCGGGUACUGGCUGCCCCAUCUCUCUAGUUUCCUAACUUAGACCAGAGUCUGCAAACUUUAUUGUAAAGGGCCGGAUAAUAAAUAUUUUAGCCUUUACACUCAAUAAGGUCUGUAGCAACCAUUCAGCUCUGCCAUGGUAUAAAAAAAAAGCAGCUAUGGACACUAUGUAAACAAAGGGGCAUUUUCCAAUAACACUUUAUUAAGACAAUUUUCUCAUGAACACCUACAUCCCUACCACUUAGAUUUCUCUGUCUCUCUCUCUUUAUAAAGAUUUUAUUUAUUUAUCUUUAGAAAGAGGGGAAGGAAGAG
Artibeus jamaicensis (Jamaican fruit-eating bat) is the source of this 1372-nucleotide messenger RNA. RefSeq lists its product as uncharacterized. The coding region runs from base 114 to 449 and encodes 111 amino acids. The transcript has 5 exons. The record is from RefSeq and is a predicted model, not a curated record. NCBI's taxonomy places the organism in Eukaryota, Metazoa, Chordata, Mammalia, Chiroptera, Phyllostomidae.